This is a messenger RNA of Zalophus californianus (California sea lion), 2672 nucleotides long. RefSeq names its product DMRT like family A2 (gene DMRTA2). Gene Ontology annotation, biological process: sex differentiation; regulation of transcription by RNA polymerase II; germ cell development. The coding region runs from base 573 to 2180 and encodes 535 amino acids. NCBI's taxonomy places the organism in Eukaryota, Metazoa, Chordata, Mammalia, Carnivora, Otariidae. The transcript is spliced from 3 exons. Gene Ontology annotation, cellular component: nucleus. The record is from RefSeq and is a predicted model, not a curated record. Gene Ontology annotation, molecular function: protein binding; DNA-binding transcription factor activity, RNA polymerase II-specific; RNA polymerase II cis-regulatory region sequence-specific DNA binding.
UGCGCAGCGUCCCGCGCGCUCCGCGAGGGGACGCCGCGCGGCGAGGGCCGGGUCGCGGGCUCCAGCCAGCCGGUCCCUAACCGGUCCCCUGGCUCGGAUUUCCGACGGAAGGGUUGGACUGCGCAGCGUUCUGAGGGGGUCCGGAAGUUCGGACAUGGUGACUGAAGGAGGGUGACGUGGUCAGAUAAGGGACCAGGGGGCAGGGGGAAGAGGCCAAGAGCGUCAGCAACGCGAGCGGAGCUGGGAGGUGCGUGAAGCGCCAGCGGAGGAGGAGGAUCCCGAGCCCAAGGCAGCGGAACCACCGGUUCAAACGAAAUCUUAGACCCAGCGCAUAAAUCAGAUAUAAGAAGAAGAGCUCUGGUGGGAAUAGGGUGGGGGAGCUCGGCUUUACAAGGGGGAAUCCGAAGGUACCUCCUUCCAGCAAUUUGGCAACCACUAGCCAAACUUCCGCGGCCGAAAAAUUCCCUCCCUAAGCCUGAUCUCCUCGAGGGUACGCUGUAGCUUAGCACACCGUGCGCUCCUCACCGCAAGUCUCUUCCUUCUUCCCACGGUCUUCUACGCCAGGUCCCGCCAUGGAGCUGCGCUCCGAGCUGCCUAGCGUGCCCGGCGCAGCGACGGCGGCGGCAACGGCGACAGGGCCGCCCGUGGCGUCUGUGGCGUCGGUGGCAGCGGCGGCGGCGGCGGCCGCGUCGCUACCGGUGAGCGUGGCGGGUGGCUUGCUAAGAGCGCCGCCGCUGUUGUUGCGGGCGGCGGAGAAGUACCCGCGGACCCCCAAGUGCGCGCGCUGCCGCAACCACGGCGUGGUGUCGGCGCUCAAGGGCCACAAACGCUACUGCCGCUGGAAGGACUGCCUGUGCGCCAAGUGCACGCUCAUCGCCGAGCGCCAGCGCGUCAUGGCGGCGCAGGUGGCGCUGCGCCGGCAACAGGCGCAGGAGGAGAACGAGGCGCGCGAGCUACAGCUGCUCUACGGCACUGCCGAGGGCCUGGCGCUCGCCGCCGCCAACGGCAUUAUCCCGCCGCGACCUGCCUACGAGGUCUUCGGCUCCGUGUGCGCCGCCGACGGCGGGGGGCCGGGAGCGGGAGCGCCCGCGGGGACCGGAGGCGGCGCAGCGGGCGCGGGGAGCUCAGAGGCCAAGUUACAGAAGUUUGACCUGUUCCCCAAGACGCUGCUUCAGACCGGCCGCCCCGGCAGCCCGCAGCCGCCACCGGGGAAGCCCUUAUCACCCGACGGCGCGGACUCGGGGCCUGGGACAUCUUCUCCGGAGGUGCGGCCGGGCUCGGGCUCGGAGAACGGCGACGGCGAGUCCUUCUCGGGGUCGCCCCUGGCCCGGGCCUCCAAGGAGGCAGGUGGGAGCUGCCCGGGCAGUGCAGGCCCGGGAGGCGGUGGGGAGGAGGACAGCCCGGGCUCCGCCAGCCCUUUGGGCUCUGAAUCCGGUUCCGAGGCCGACAAAGAAGAGGCAGAGGCCGCUCCCGCUCCAGGGCUGGGCGGGGGCCCGGGUCCACGGCAGCGGACGCCGCUGGACAUCUUGACGCGCGUCUUCCCGGGCCACCGGCGAGGCGUCCUGGAGCUGGUGUUGCAGGGUUGCGGCGGCGACGUGGUGCAGGCCAUCGAGCAGGUGCUGAACCACCACCGCGGGGGCUUGGCGGCCGGCCUCGGUCCCGCCGUGCCCCCUGAUAAGGCCGCAGUGGGUGCAGUAGCAGCUGCGGACGACGCGUGGCCGGGCCGCGUCGACGCCGCCGCUGCCGGGGGGCCCGGGCUGCCCGCGCCGCUGCAGGCCGGCCCCGCCGCUCCUCCGCACCACAGACCUUUGCUGGCCGGCGCCAUGGCGCCUGGGGCGCUGGGCUCGCUGAGCAGCCGCUCGGCAUUCUCACCACUGCAGCCCAACGCCAGUCACUUCGGCGCCGACGCAGGCGCCUACCCGCUGGGUGCGCCGCUCGGCCUCAGCCCCCUGCGCCUGGCCUAUUCCGCGGCAGCGGCGCACAGCCGUGGCCUGGCCUUCAUGGCUCCCUACUCGACCGCCGGCCUGGUGCCCACACUCGGCUUCCGCCCGCCCAUGGACUACGCCUUCAGCGACCUCAUGCGCGACCGCUCGGCCGCCGCCGCUGCGGUGCACAAGGAGCCCACCUACGGCGGCGGCCUGUACGGGCCUAUGGUCAAUGGCGCCCCUGAGAAGCAGUAGGGCCAGGGGCCCGGAAGUCGGGCCGCCCCCAAACGGGGACCCCAGCCUUGAUCCCGCGGGCCGCCGCUCCCUCUUUGCCCGGUGCGCUCUCGGCGCCUCAGCUGGGGUGUUCUCGCUCGAAGGUGAUUUUAGGUUUUGUUUUGGAAGGUGGGCGGAGAGCUGAGCGAAGGGGGAGCAACUACAGAUGCAGGUGUUCUCAGAGAGGGUGCGUGGGCCUGAUCCUCAUCCUCUGGCCACCUCCUCAAGACUCCUCCAGCCCUUCAAAAGGCCGGGAAUUCUUGAGAAUCAGAGGCUGCGGCCGCCGCACACGCUCCCGCCUCUCCUUUUCCUGUGCUCAUCCCACCCGCCCGCUCUCCAGUGGAUGGCAGGAUAGUCCGAGAGUCUGUCUUCUGUGUCUCCCUCUCCUUAUUAAAAAUUUUUAAAAAAUAUUCGAUCUAACAAAUAUAAAUUUAGGAUGUAUAAAUCUCUUGACACUGAGUCGAGUCUUUGGGA